This is a messenger RNA of Capsaspora owczarzaki ATCC 30864, 2658 nucleotides long. The record is from the annotation of a RefSeq genome assembly. NCBI's taxonomy places the organism in Eukaryota, Filasterea, Ministeriida, Capsasporidae.
AUGUCGUCCUUGUCGUCGUCGUCGCUGAGCCAAGCGAUCGUCAUUGACAAUGGAUCGUUCAUGUGCCGCGCUGGCUGGUCUGGCAACGCAGAUCCGUCGCUCGCAGUCAAGAACAUUAUCGCGCGUCUCAGAACCAAGACAGAGCAGGACGAGCAGAAAGACUACCUUGGCGACCAGGUCAAGGACUGGGACACGCUGUCCAAGUGGCGCUUUCGCCAGCAGCUCGAUCGCGACGUGGUGACUAACUUUACUGUGGCAGAGGACAUGCUCGACUUUGUGUUUCGCUCAUUGCUCGACCAGGACCAAGCCAGCAGCAGCAGUCACCAGGCAUCGUCCAGUGGUGAUGGCCAGGCACCCGUUGCUCACGCUGCGAGGCGGCGGGCGCGGGACGUUCGGUGGCGUGGCUCGAGUCACGGCGAGUACUGCGUCGGCCGAAUUGACCAUCCGAUCGUCAUGACAGAGACAAUGUGCAACCCGAAUAGCCAGCGAGCAUUCAUGAACGAGCUCCUGUUCGAGUGCUACAAUGUGCCGGCAGUCUCGUACGGCGUGGACAGUCUGUUUAGUUUGCACUACAAUGCAAAACCAGCCACGAGCCGCCAGGCUUCCGUCCUAACCGCGCCAUUGUCCCCGCCACUGAGUCCGCAUGCACAGCACCUGCUGCCGAUCGCAUCUUCUAGCACGGCUCUUGUGCUUGCUGCAGGAAACUACCACACACAUGUUAUUCCGUACAUUAACGGCCGCGUCGACUCGACCAACGCAAAGCGUAUCGCACAGGGCGGCCAUCAGUGCAUCAGUUACUUGAACAGUCUGCUAUCGCUCAAAUAUCCGCAGCACAAGGCAGCAUUUACUGGCACGCGAUGCACCGAGUGGUUUUGGCAACAUUGCCGCGUUGCGCACGACUACGAUGAAGAGCUGCGCUCAUGGCACCAACGCGAAUUCGACGCCGAUGCGUGGACCAGCGCUGCAGUUGUGAUUCAGCUGCCGUUUACUGCGCCCACCGUUCGAGCUCCAGAAAUUUCGGAAGAGGAGCAACAGCAGCGCAAGGCCGCUCAGGCAGAGCGAUUCCGCAAGAUGCUUGACAAGCGACAGGAAGUGUACGAGGCUGCCAUCGUGGCAGAGGCCGAGCAGCGUCUUCGUCUCGAGGAGAGCGAGCAGCAGCGACGGCAACGAUGGGACUCCAGUACCAACACCAACCGACAAGCCCAACGCAACGCUGCACUCGCUGCCAGCCGGCCGGGUCUGCUUCCCGAUCGCGCCGCUCUCCCAUCCGCGCCUGUGGGCACCGAAUUGGUAGGCAAUGGUGAGUCUGAUGCUCAACCAGCGCACGUCGCGGCUGCCAGCGCGCCGGUCGAGAGCGAUCAACCUGACGGAAGCAAUUCUGCAAUUUCGGACACGCCUGCCGCACCAGCUGCUGCAGCCGAAACUGAAACCAGCACUGCUGACAACACAAGUGGCUCCAGCGAGAUUGACCUUACAUCCUCCACUCAACCACAAUCAGAAGCUAGCGUGACCAGCGCGCCACUUGUCGACAUCUCGGAGGAGCAACUGACUCCUGCUCAGCUGCGAGAGCAGAGAAAGCUGCAGAUUGUUGCCAUCAUCAAGGAAGAACGCUUGGUUGCUCGGAAGGCACGCCAGGGCAAGUUCAAGCGCGAGGUUCAGGAAAUGAAGCUCAACCCGGUUGAGUCUGCUGCGGCCUUGCGAGAAUCACGCAACGAGCUGUUGCGCGCCCGCGAGCGCCGCCUCAAGCAAAAAGAGCAACUCAGCGACAAGCGCUCUGCUGCGUCGCGACAGCGCAUGCGUCUGAUUGUGCAGCAAAUGCACCAGAGUGGCACCUCGCUCAAGGUUAGCGCUGACGAUAUGGCAAUGGCUGGCAGCGGCGAUGUAGAUUCCUCCGAUACCUUUGGUCUCAACGACGAUGACUGGCAGGUCUACCACGAGAUGCAAAGGAAAGAUGCCGGUGGCUCUGAUAGCGAAAACGAGCGUAUUCAGCUCGAGAGAUACGAGCGACAGCUGCGGAUUAUCGAUCCAACCUUUGUCGCGGAAGAGAAGCGGCUCGCUGCGCCCGAGAGCUUGGCCGAAAUGCAUCAGGUCGAAUUGGCUGCCGAGCAGCAUCGCAUUCCCGAGAUUCUGUUCCAACCUUCUCUGCUGGGUUCCGACCAGGCUGGUCUGAUUGAGACCAUUGCCUUUGUGCUCAAGCACUACAACGCGGCAACGCAGCAGCAACUGGCUCGCAACGUUUUCUUGACGGGUGGCACGUCCUCGCUCCCGGGCAUUGGCCAGCGCAUUCUUCAGAACAUGGUCUCCAUCCGGCCAUUCCGGAGCGUGAUUGAGAUCCGGCAUGCCACCGACCCGCUGCUGGAUGCAUGGCGCGGAGCAUCCUUGUGGGGCAACGAGCAAGUGGGCUCGGCUACCCAGCUGUCUCAUUUGUCGCCGGCGUUCAUCACCCGCCAAGAGUACGAGGAAAAAGGCAGCGAGUAUCUCAAAGAGCACUCUUUCAGCAAUUUGUACUUUCCAACGCCCGCUGUUCUGUCCACAGCGAUGGAUGAAGGGGGCGAAGAGGACGAUUAAGUUUUGCCAAAAUUUUGUUUCCCCCCCCCCUCCUCGCACCCUCCUUGCUUUCUGAGUCAUGUUAUUUAAUAGUGAAGUGUAUUUUGCAAG